AUGAUUAAAUUAUAAAAUAAUAGAGCAAAAUAUUAGAUUCAGUAGUCAAUUAAGUUAUGUUUUUUAGGCUAAAUUGAAUAUUCCUUUUUUUAGUAGUAAGGAAUUGUCUCAAGUGUAAACAGGAGAAAAUAAUUUAAAAUUAUAAAUGGCAGCUAGAAACAUAGAUAGGCAUAAAAUCUUAUUUAGUUUUUAAUUAAAGCCUACUAAAACUUAAAUAACUUUUAUUCUAUCAAUUGUAGAUAAUUAUUUAAUUCUUAAAAUGACACUCAAUUAAGGAUAUUUGAUACAAAAUACAACAAAUAUUAACAUUUUCUGGUCGUAUUUAGAAUAUAGUUUACUUUCAAAAGAUUUGUCUUUUUAAGACUACUACAAAAUAGUUAAUAUCUUUGUGCUUAGAAAAUUAAUUAGUUGUUUGGAAUAUUGAUGAUAUAUUGA
Paramecium primaurelia is the source of this 435-nucleotide messenger RNA. The record is from the annotation of a GenBank genome assembly. NCBI's taxonomy places the organism in Eukaryota, Ciliophora, Oligohymenophorea, Peniculida, Parameciidae.